AACCAGUAGUACAUUGUAACGAUCAUAUGGAUAGAUAAGCUUUUUAUACGUAUGAUCUCAAAUAUUUUACUCAUCUUCGAACAUGAAUGUGUGUAUGUUUUGAAUUUUUUAAUAAAUUUCUUAUAGUAUAUAUAGUAAUAAAAUAUACAUAUAUAUAUAUAUCUAUAUAAACACAUACAUAAUGGCUUAACAGGUUAGAGUAGGUCAUUCACAUACUUUGAAAGAUUUUUAAUUAGCUCUUAUAAAAUAACAAUAUUUGAAAGUAACAAUCAUAAUUCAAUAUGACGAAAAAUUAUUCGAAAGAAACAUCAAUUCCAUCGAAAUUAAAGGGUCCAAACGAUCACAAUGAAUUUUUGAAUCGAAUUACAAAGUCAUUGUAUUAUUUCGAAUUUCCGAUGACCGAUUGUCUCAGUUUGCCAGUUACUGAAAUGGCGGCGGAACUUUUUACUGGGGUGAAUCAUACAUUAGAACGAUUAGAUGUGGAAGAAGCAAGUAAAAUUUCUAGAAACGCCUGUGUUUCUCCUUGUUCCUUAAUCUUAGCAUUAUUGUACUUAGAAAAAUUAAAAGAUUGUAAUCCGGAAUAUCUUCAACAAGUGGCACCUUCUAAACUAUUUCUUGUUUCUUUAAUGGUAGCUACUAAAUUCUUGAACGAUGAUGGAGAAGAAGAUCAAGUUUUUAAUACAGAAUGGGCAUUGUCAAGCAAUUUAACCAUAUUGCAGAUAAAUCAAUUGGAAAAGGAGUUUUUAAAUGCUAUUGAUUGGUCUGUAUAUGUCCAAAAUCAAGAUUUUUGGAAAAGGCUACAAAAACUAGAAAAGGAUAUUGCUUAUAAAGAAGCUCAAAAACGAGGAUGGUUUUCUUACACAGAAUUAAGUUGUCUUAUGGAUUCCGUUCAACUACUAGCUCUUGUUUAUGAAUUUAUAAAUAUAUCAUCUGUAUGUUUAGUAGCAUAUACUAUUGGAGUAGUCACUAUUUUGGGAUCUGCUAUAGUUACAAGUCAUUUGCCUGGUACACAUCUUAGUUCAACGGUAUUAAGAAAUACUGAAAAUAUAACAAACAUAAGCAUAGAUACAGAGAUAAAGAAAGAAAGGAUAAAUCAAGAUAUUGAGAUACCUGAUAUAUUUACAACGAUGGAUUUUAUACAUGCUACAAAGUCUGAUAAAAUAUGUGAAAAAAAUGAAGUAGUAAGCAUAUCUUGGAAAUGUUGGAUACAUUCUAUGGCUACUUGGCUUCCUGAAGAUACAUAUUUGAAAUCUCAACCAAUGAACCAAUUACACUUUACAGAUUAUAUUACAUUUUCUACUAUAAGUAAAUUUAUACUCGAUACUAAUUCUUCUACGGAAUUAAUUCUACAAUGAAAAAGACUUUUAUUAGGAAUUUUUGGUUUAGAAAUAUUUUCCUAACAAGCAGUCGCAUAUAUUUUCUGUAAACAUUUAUGGAAAAAAAUUUUUUUCUACUUAAACUGCAGGUAAACUUUAGGUAAUUUACUUAGAAAUUUUAUAAAAGUUACAUAAAAAAAAUAUAUAUAUAUAUGUGUAUAUAUAUAUAUAUUUUAUAUCAAUUUACAUACAAUGUAUAAAUCUGAUUAUAAUAAAAAAUCUCUAUAAUAAAUAUACUUUAAUAAUAAUCUUGAAAUCAUAAUUUCAACAAUUUUGAUUUAUCUCAUGCCUUUUAAAAAUUAAGUAACUUCAAAGUGAAAAAAAUUAUUAUAAAAAUUAAGAAUCCAAUUUAUACAGUGUAAUUAUAAUUAUUGCAAAUAUUUAAUGUAUAAUCCAUUUUAGUAUCAGGUAGGACGUUAAGAUACGGAAUUGACAUUUGUGAUAUUUAUAGAUACAGUUUAAACAUAUGUCCAUUAAGAUUCGUAAAAUUGUUUUCCAUCGUUAAAAUGUGCUAAUAGUUUUAUAAAUAUUUUUCCAUGUGGUCGAAAAUGCAGUAGAGAGUACAUUGUAGAAUAAAUUUGUUUAUCUAUUGCAGAAAAA
Messenger RNA from Vespula vulgaris, 1976 nucleotides. Its product is annotated as protein CNPPD1. NCBI's taxonomy places the organism in Eukaryota, Metazoa, Arthropoda, Insecta, Hymenoptera, Vespidae. Gene Ontology annotation, cellular component: cyclin-dependent protein kinase holoenzyme complex; nucleus. The transcript has 6 exons. Gene Ontology annotation, molecular function: protein kinase binding; cyclin-dependent protein serine/threonine kinase regulator activity. Bases 282 to 1355 code for a protein of 357 amino acids. The record is from RefSeq and is a predicted model, not a curated record. Gene Ontology annotation, biological process: regulation of cyclin-dependent protein serine/threonine kinase activity.